AUGGGGUCUUCCUCUAAAGGCGGGAGCAUGUCUUUCCAAGAGGCGUGCCAGGUGUUAAACUUAGACCCGAGAGAAGCUUCGAGCAACCCGAAUGCGGUAAGAUCCGCUUACAAAAAGAUGGCGUUGGAGUUUCAUCCGGAUAAACAUCCCGGGGCGAGUUCGACGCAAACGUCUUCGUCGUCCAACGCGACUGGUAAGAAGUCCUCCGGUGGAGCGAGUGGGAAACCAACGAGAGAGGAUUUCGAGAGAAAGUUCAGGCAAGUCGUGAGAGCGUACGAUGCGUUGACGAGACGGGACGAUUCGGACGAUUCGGAGUCGGACGAGGACGAUUUUGGAGGCCCGAACGGCGAUUUCGACGGCGUUUUUAAGAGUCCAGAGGACAUGAGAGAUUUCGCGGCAAACUUUUUCGAGUCGUUUUUCUUCGGCGGGGGGUUCGCGCAAGGAAGCAACGGGCCGUCGGGGAGGAGUUCGAGGAAACGACGAUCUACGCAUUCUGGUGGAAACGCGAACGCCUCUUCGGGUGGUGGAGGGCCAAUUAUCAAAGAAGUCAACGACGACGGGGAGGAAUAUUCGGACGAGGACUCGGACGAUGACUCGGACGACGACGAGGAUUACGACGACGAUUGUUCGGACGAUGACUCGGACGACGACGAUUACGGGAGUCAUUCGGACGAUUACGAUUCAGAUAGAGACGGGUCGGAUUCGUAUUCGGACGACGAGGACGGGUACGCCUACGCGGAUUUGAGAAAGUUUUUCGGUAAACCUCCUCCCGGAUGGUCGAGCAAAAUGGCCGCGCACAUGCAAGCGAGCGCUGAAGCGAUGGGGGAUAAGAAGAUGAGCUCGAAGAGCGCGCAAGGUAUGUUUGACGAGUUGAGGUCCGGAAGCCGAAAUAGCAGUAAGAGUAACAACGCGAAUAGCGGCGGGUCGAGUAGAUAUCCUGGAGGGAGAGGCAGUGGACGUAGAGGCGAUAGCGGCGGCGAUGGAAAACGUUGGUUCGACUCGGAUGGGCCUGAUUUUGGACCAAGAGGCAGUCGAGGCGAUGGACGAGGCGGACGUAGAGGCGAUAAAGGCAACAACGGCUCGUUCAGAAGAUCGCACAACGAUAACCCAAACAAUCGAGAUUACGAAGAUCAAGAUGACGAUCAGUUGUUUGAACACUUGGAAAAGAUGAGGAAAGAGGCGGCAAAGUACGCCGCGGAAAUCGCCAAGAAAGAAAACGAGAGAAGAAGAGCGUCGGCGCCUUUAGAAAAGCUGCAAAGGCCUACUUUAGUUUCGAGAUCGGAUAAUACCAUCACAUUGAACGUGUAUCGACACAAGUCGGGAGGUACGUUACCGCCGGAUAGAUGUUGGGAAUUGAGUUUGAAAAGGCACGGCGAUAGAGAUUAUACGGUGUAUGCCGCGGUGAGGGGUAACCCGGUGGUGACCGUGUCGGAUCUAGUUCCUGGAACGCGAUACUCGUUUAAAGCGAGAGUCGGCCGCGUGUCCUCGGAGAAGGACGGCGAGGACGGCGAUACGAAAUCUAAAUCGACCAUGGAUGUUCUCUCGGAAACUAUUUUUUCGUCUUUGCGAGACGGCGCGGGAAGUAUGAAGGGCGUAGAGAUUAUAUCAGAGAAAGAUGUCACGGAAUGGGGCGACUAUUCUAUAGAAUCUGCGUACGCGACUUCCGGGACGGCGCCGAGGGAAACUUCAAAGAAACACGCCGAAGAGGAGAAGGAUACUCAAGAAGCAAACGUUUCAGCUCCUGGUCAAGGCAAAAAGGCGAAGAAAAAGCAAGCUCAGAAAGAAAAGUCGGAACAGGAAGCUUUGAAUAAGAAAAAUGCGGAAGAUGAUGCGGCGAAAGCUAUAGACGAGGCCCAGCAAAGACGCGAGGCGUUGAAGAAAGCGAUGGAGGAAGCCGCGGAAAGAGAGAUGGCAGAAAUGAACGCGAUUAAGGAGAAGCUCGCGAAGAAAGAUGCCAGUCAAAACGCAAUCGCUUCCGUAUCUUCGCAGACGAAUAAUCCGAAUGCUGCUGUUUCGUCGACUUUGUCCAAGAAAGCCGCGCAAAGGCAGAAGAAGAAAGAGAAAGCGGCUGCGGCUGCGGCUGCCGCGGAAGAGGUUGAAUCUGACGAAGCCAUGGCAAGACGUUUGCAAUUGGAAGAGCAGCGCAGAUACGGUGAAGCCGGCGCAGACGCACCAGCUGGUGCAGGGUUUCAACAAGCUGGCUCGGUUAAGAGUAGCGGCAAGAGUAACGCCGCGGAAUCGUGGGCCGCCGCGCCGGCUAUGCCGUUGCCAAAAGGACAGCAAAGAUCGGCGGCGUCCAGAGGGUAUUCAGCGACGUCACAAUCUGGGUCGUACGAGGACCGCUUCGCGCCACCACCGCCUCCUGGUCCGCCACCACCCGGUCCUCCACCGUUUGGUUCGCCCACGCGAAAGAUGGCACCGCCACCGGUACCUCCCGGACCGCCUCCUGGAAGACCUCCUGUAGACGCGCAGCAAUCGAGAGCAGACAUACAGCCUCCGCAGCAGCCACCGCAGCAGCCUCCGAGACAGCCACCUCCGCAAGUACAGCAGCCUCCGCAACAGAUUCAACAACUACAACAGCAGCCUGUGCCGCCACCGUCUAACUACAUGAAUCUAUCUUCGACGGUGUCUGCUCAACAGCAGCAGCAAAUAGGUAUGAAUGCGCUCAACGCGUAUAGUAGUGUUUCUCAGCAACCACCGCCGCAACCUCCGUCGCAACGUUGGAACAACGAAGGACCUUCACUUCAGCAGCAACAGCAACAGCAACGCCAGACGCAGCAAUACGGCGCGCCGUCGUCGUAUCCGCCGCAGCAACAGCAGCAAUUGGGUGGUAACGUCGCCAGCGUUGUCUCCGGUGUCGCCAAUUUAGGUUUUGGUUCUUCCCAACAACAGCAACAGCAACAGCGCGCGACAUCGAUGUUUGAUCAACAGCCUUCCUAUCAGCAGCAACAAGCCUCCUCAGGUUAUGGACAGCAGCAGCAGCAGCAACAACAGCAGCAACAACAACCGUCCUACUUGCAGCAAGAGCAACAACGCGUGCAACCAACCUCCUCCUGGGAUCCGUUGAUGGGCAGUUCCUCUUCUCAACAACAAACCGGAGGCGCCUCCGCUUUUGGCCAAUCCCCUCCUCAAACGCAAACCUCGCGAGGUCUCGGCGCUUUCGGCAAUUACGGCGGCGCUUUCGGAGGCGGCGCUUUCGGAGGCGGUGGCAUCGGUUCCAUCGGUGGUCCCAUCGGUGGUCUCGGCACCACCUCCUCGGUCGUCGCGCAAACGCAAACGCAACUCAGCCCGGCGUCGCCGCGCACGCAGCAACAGCAACAAACCGACGGCCAGUUUUUGGAGAACUUGGACAAUUUGUUCGAUCUCAUCGGAGACUGA
Molecule: messenger RNA, 3378 nt
Organism: Bathycoccus prasinos
Lineage: Eukaryota; Viridiplantae; Chlorophyta; Mamiellophyceae; Mamiellales; Bathycoccaceae
Exons: 1
Coding region: 1-3378 (1125 amino acids)
Source: RefSeq, a predicted model, not a curated record